UUUUUGCAUGGAAUCCAGUCUCCGUCACCACAUUCGAUGGUCGAUGUUUCCUCAUGUGUCAGACAGAUUUCAUACGGCACCGGCUUGUUUACUUAGCUCCUCCUUCAACUGCAUUCUCUCAGUAGUUUCGAUCUCAAGCUCUCGCUUGGUUCCGUGAGAGCGUCUUAUUGCGUUGCUUUUGUCUGUGGAGUGUUGUUGAGGAGGUCUGCAUUGUUUAAGAUUUUGUGCGGGUGAGUGUUGUGAGGAGGCUGUUUCGUGAAAAUGUGUUACGAGGGAGUGCCCGGCAGCAAUGACCAUCGAAGAAGUUUGGAGAGGAGCGAGGGGGCUCGAGGAGCUGUUGUAUGGCAGGAGUCGCAGUUGAAGGAGGCUUUUGACAUGAUGGACCGAGAUGGAGAUGGGACUAUCAAGGCGGAAGACUUGUCGCAUUUUUUGCAGUAUUCACUCAAGAGUAAUCUUAGUUCGGAGGAGAUAGAGAAUAUGAUUUCUCUAGCUGACAGAGAUGGAAACGGUGCGGUGGACUUUGACGAGUUUAUGUCGCUUGUGAGUGCUCAUGUUCCUCAGGCGCCGGAGAGUCUCUCGUCGCUCGGGUACGAGGCGCUGAGGCAGAUAUUUCGUGUGUUGGACCGAAACGGCGAUGAUGUGUUGUGUUCGGAUGAUUUGAGCGGCGUGAUGGGAUCGUUAGGUCAGUGCUUGUCGUUGGAGGAUCUUUUGGCCAUGGUUGAGACUGCUACUGGCUCGGAUCAGCGGAAAGUCAACUUUGAAGACUUCUGCCAGCUGAUGAGUUCUGCAUUAGCGGAAUUGCGUUAUGUUGCUUCUCAAUCCGCUACUAUUCGGAUCUAAUUUCCGGAUUCAGACUACCUACCAGAGUAAUUAUGAAGCAUGAUAAUGGAUCUGCAUCAUUAUCCACGCCCGUGCCCAAACUCGUCACUGUUUGGAGGUAGACAGGACACGUGAAGUCGCCUUCACGUUUCUGGUGUUUCAUCUCGAUUUUCGCAGGUGACACCGUUGGAUCCUGUUACAGGAAGGUACCGUUCUAAAGGCUAGACGCGUGUGCAUUUUUCCAACGAAGACCUCAUCAAUGCUCCUACGGCACAAUUCUACAAAAGACGAAAAAAAAAACUUUCAGGGAGUGCACUCCUGUUUCAUACGAUUGUUCCAAGGCUUAGAACUAGUUCUUCCCUGAGUCACUGUACGCUAGAUGUAUUCGUUCUGGUCGGCUAUUAGAGCUCAGUGAUAUAGUUUCUGCUAUCUAAAUGGUUGUGAACUGCGCUACCGCCUUCACUUAUUGAGUUGGAAAACACAGCUUCCAUUCUAUAAAGAUUUUGUCCUUUCAAGAAGAAUCUA
Physcomitrium patens is the source of this 1344-nucleotide messenger RNA. RefSeq lists its product as uncharacterized. The record is from RefSeq and is a predicted model, not a curated record. Gene Ontology annotation, molecular function: calcium ion binding. Lineage: Eukaryota; Viridiplantae; Streptophyta; Bryopsida; Funariales; Funariaceae.